AUGCGUAAACGUAAGUACAAGUCAAUGGAACAGAGACUACAAGCUCUGGAGAGAUUAGACAAAGGAGAAUCCGUGCAAAGUAUUUGCAAGGAUUUAAACGUGGGCAAAAGUACAGUCAACGACUGGCGACGCAACAGAAAAAGUAUUGAAGGCUUUUGUACACAAAUUGAUACCGAAAAAGUUCUAGAAAAGCGUUGCACACUAAGGAAGGCCAAACACGAAUUGGUGGAAGAUGCUCUAUGGUUGUGGUUCGUUCAAGAACGAAGACGAGGAACGCCAUUAAGUGGACCAAUAUUAAAAGAAAAGGCCAUGAUCUUACACUCAAAGCUUCAACCAGAAGAGGCGUUCGUGGCUAGUGAUGGAUGGCUCUCUCGUUGGAAAAAGAGACACGGCGUACAUUUUAUUGGAGUUUGUGGUGAGAAGUUAUCAGCAAACCCAACAGCGGCCACCGACUUUUCUGCAAGAUUUUUAAAAAUUAUCGAUGAUGAAAACUUUUGCCCAGAGCAAAUAUACAACAUUGACGAAACUGGGUUAAAUUUUAAACUUCUGCCUAGAAAAACAUUUGCCACCCCGCAAGAAACGUCUGCUCCAGGGUUUAAAACCAGCAAAGACAGGAUAACAGUCGCCUUGUGUUCAAAUGCUUCGGGGACUCACAAGUUACCCCUAUUUGUCAUUGGCAAAGCAGCAAAACCGAGAGCGUUUAAGAACAUAAACAUGGACGCUCUCCCAGUGUAUUAUCGGUCACAGAAAUCAGCGUGGAUGGACACGUACUUGUUCAGAGAAUGGUUUGUAUGCGAAUUUGUUCCCAAAGUGAAAAAACAUUUGGCAAAAUCGAAACUCCCCGCCAAAGCACUUCUACUUCUUGACAACGCGCCUACUCAUGAUGAACAUCUUCAGUGUGACGAUGAAAAAGAAAUUAAACUGCUGUUCCUACCACCCAAUGUAACCAGUCUUCAACAGCCGAUGGACCAGGGGGUCAUUGAGUGCUUCAAGAGGAAGUAUCGUCGUAAGCUACUUUCGGAAGUUCUUUCCAAACUGGAGACUGAUGACAGCUUAGACCUUACCAAAGUGUUGAAGUCAGUUAACAUGAAGGAUGUUGUGUACAUGUCGGCCAAGGCAUACGACGAAAUACCACCAUCCACGUUUGUAAAGUCUUGGAAAAAACUUUGGCCAAAUAUAGAAGAUAGCGUAGAUCAAAACAACACAACAGCAGAUGAGCCAAACAACAUUCUUGAUGGCGAACCUGAUGACAAUGCAGCUCUAUUGCACGACCUUCAGCAACUACCGAACUGUGGUCCCAUUGUUGAAGAAGAUGUUUUGGAGUGGAUCAACAUGGAAAAGGAGCUAGACAACGAGGUUCUGAAUGAUGACGAAAUCGUCGAGUGUGUCAUUCGCCAGGACAACGAGAUGAAUAACGACGCAGAUGGUGCUGAGAUUGAAGAGGAAGACGAAGAAAAUAAAAUGAGCCACGCUGAAGGAAAAGCAGCUUUGCAACUGGCAGCUACUUACAUCGAACAGCAAAAAGAAGCAACUGCAGUCGAUAACCCUACGUACGGGCAGAAUCAUCGGGGUGAAGAUUACUACAAGGCAACAGUUGUCGACGACAACGGCGAUGAUGCCGUAAUCUUCAUCUUCGAGAAUCUGUCCGCAAGGCUCUCGACCGAUGGCAUCCACAUACACUUGGACGGCACAUCCAAGGUAGUGCCCAGCACGCCUCAAAGCAGCCAGCUCCUAACUCUAAGUGCUGUUUAUUUCGACCAUGCUUUUCCAGUGGCAAGUGUGCUGCUGGGCAGGAAGACGGAACUUCUCUACAGUAGAGUAUUUACCUACUUGAAGGAGGUUCUGCCUGACUGGUAUCCCUCAGUAAUAACUUGCGACUUCGAAAAGGCAUUGACAAUUGCCUUAAGAAGAGCAUGGCCAGAAAGCCGAGUAGCCGGAUGCUGGUUUCACUCGGCAAAUAGCAUGAACAAGAAAGCGCGGACCCUGGGUCACGUACAGCUGCUACGCCAAAACCCUGCUGCCAACUACUCAGUUAAGAUGUCCUGUAAUUUUAAUAUUUGA
Molecule: messenger RNA, 2061 nt
Organism: Homalodisca vitripennis (glassy-winged sharpshooter)
Lineage: Eukaryota; Metazoa; Arthropoda; Insecta; Hemiptera; Cicadellidae
Product: jerky protein homolog-like
Exons: 4
Coding region: 1-2061 (686 amino acids)
Cellular component (GO): nucleus
Molecular function (GO): DNA binding
Source: RefSeq, a predicted model, not a curated record